AUGCAAACGCACUGCGGGCGUAAUUUAUGGCAAAAGGGGAAGAAACUGGAUGUUUGGCGUAUCGGGCUCGGAUGCAUCGCUUUUUUGCAGAGCUGGAGCCUUCUCUAUCCGUCACUGAGCAAAACCUGGCAGACCGAGUUCGGUACAUCCUGCGCUCCAACAUAUUUGGUGACGCCGAACUCGAACGACUACGACGUGAGGCUAUUCCUUGAUCGAAUGGAAAUGCUACGGUGCGCCGCAUAUGUGGAUGCUGCCGUCAAAAUUCCAUUUGUGGCUAAUUCAGACGAUGAUGGAAUAGUCUCCCACGAACUAGAGAAAAUAAGGAGCAUAUUGGAAGAGUCGAUGCUGGAAACGCGCAGCAUGCCUCUCGAAAAUCGACCGAAACUUCCCCGCAUAUCCCUUAGCAAGCGAAAUCGGGCUGUCGCGCUUAACCAGCCGGUGACUGCUUUGCGAGACGGACUCAAUUCUUUUUGGCGCCGCACUGGCAGUAUGCCGUAUUAUUGGCGCCAAACUUCCCGUGGCUGGACAUGCUACUCAAAAAAGUAA
This is a messenger RNA of Parnassius apollo (apollo), 546 nucleotides long. Lineage: Eukaryota; Metazoa; Arthropoda; Insecta; Lepidoptera; Papilionidae. The record is from the annotation of a GenBank genome assembly.